Sporothrix brasiliensis 5110 is the source of this 1539-nucleotide messenger RNA. RefSeq lists its product as uncharacterized. The coding region runs from base 1 to 1539 and encodes 512 amino acids. Gene Ontology annotation, biological process: molybdate ion transport. The transcript has a single exon. The record is from RefSeq and is a predicted model, not a curated record. Gene Ontology annotation, molecular function: molybdate ion transmembrane transporter activity. Gene Ontology annotation, cellular component: membrane. NCBI's taxonomy places the organism in Eukaryota, Fungi, Ascomycota, Sordariomycetes, Ophiostomatales, Ophiostomataceae.
AUGGACAUUUACAAGGCCAACCUCACGGGCCUCGUCGGCCUCUGUGCCGCACUGUACGCUGGGCAACAGUUUUGGCAGAGCUCAGCCGAGCAGGACACAAAGGACGACAGCAACACGUCCACGGGCGAGUCGAAUAGCACCGACUCCGCCAAGCAAGAAAAGAAGGCCCUGCGGGCCAAAAAGGCGCGAGAGGGCCGUGAAGCGGCGGCGGCAGCACACGCCGCCCGGGCGUCGGACUUUUUGUCCGUCUAUGCCCUCGUCAUGGCCGCCGACUGGCUCCAGGGGCCCUUUCUCUACUCGCUGUACACCGACGAGCACCAUGUUUCGCCAGCCCGUGUCCCCUUGUUGUUCGCCACGGGGUUUGUGGCCGGCGGCGUGAGCGCAUCUGUGGUGGGCGGCAUGGCGGACCAGCACGGACGCAAGCGGGCAUGCCUGGUGUUCUGCGGCACCUACGCAGCGUCGUGCGUACUGACAGUGGUGUCGGCGUCGCUUCCUGUGCUGCUGCUGGGACGCAUGCUCGGUGGCGUGAGCACGAGCCUGCUGUUCAGUGUGUUUGAGAGCUGGAUGGUGACGGACUUUUGGGAGAAUGAAAAGUUUGGGGCGGCAAAUGUCACCGCCGCCAUCGGCGUCGACAAUGACCGCGUCGCCGGUGCAGACGUCGACGACAAGAGGGAAAAGGACGAGUCCGAGCGGCAGGCGUCGGCUCGACUGUCGCACACGUUUGGCCGCAUGGGUACGCUCAACAGCCUGGCAGCGAUUGCCAGCGGUGUGUUCAGCGAGUGGGUGGUAGCCGCGACGGGUACGCGCAAGGCCCCGUUUGUGGCGAGUGCAGUGUUGCUGGGCAUCGCGGCAUGGCGGAUCGCGGGCGCAUGGGAGGAGAACUUUGGCGAGGCGGCCACAAAAGACCGAGCGGACGGCGGCGGGCGCGUGCUGGCGGUGCUGCGGGAUCCGGUGGUGCUGGUGCUGGGACUGGCGUCGACGCUUUUUGAGGGCUCCAUGUACCUGUUUGUCUUUUUCUGGACGCCGGCCUUGAAGCAAGCAGCAGAGUCGUCCUCGUCCACUUCCUCGUCCCCAUCCUCACCGUCCCUCCCCUAUGGCAUCAUCUUUGCCAGCUUCAUGGCCGCCGCCAUGGCCGCAACGCUCGCAUUCAACGUCAUCACAGCCCAGCUGCGGCUCAUGCGAUGUGCCACAUUGCUGCUGGCUCUGCUGGGGGCCGCCGAGGUCGUCUUCUACCUGCUGUCAUCGUCCUCCUCUAGCCUCUCGGAGCAGUCUGUCUUCUGGCUGUUUUGCCUUUUCGAAGCGUGUGUCGGCACCUACUGGCCGUGUAUGGGCUUCCUCAAGGGCCAGCUUGUGCCCGACGGCGCACGGGCGCAAGUGUAUGCGUUGCUGCGGGUGCCGCUCAACGUGUUUGUCGUGGCUGCGCUUCUUCUGACGCGUGACGGCACCUAUGCGGCGGUUUUUGGUGUGUGCUCGACGUUGCUGCUGGCGGCUAUUGCCGGCGUAGUGGCUAUGAUGCUGAAUGAGCCGGAUCUGCCAUGA